Xenia sp. Carnegie-2017 is the source of this 1252-nucleotide messenger RNA. RefSeq lists its product as uncharacterized. NCBI's taxonomy places the organism in Eukaryota, Metazoa, Cnidaria, Anthozoa, Malacalcyonacea, Xeniidae. The record is from RefSeq and is a predicted model, not a curated record. Bases 308 to 1252 code for a protein of 314 amino acids. The transcript is spliced from 2 exons.
UGUAAAAAACAAACAAAAUACGUUCGAGCCAUGGGAAAGUUUUGCUGUGUUGUAGGCUGUGGAAAACGCUCUGAAAGGGACAAAAAUAUCAGAUUUUUUAAUUUACCAAAGGUGAUUACACAUCAGGGUGAAAAAACCAGACAGAUUUCUCUUCAACGGCGUGGAAAAUGGCUUUCAAACAUUCGGCGGGACGCUGUGUUUAAUGGUCAAAUAAAAAAAUGUAACUGUUUGCUCGCUUCAUUUCCAUCAAGGGAAACCAGCUACAGUAUAUGAGACGACUCAUCCUGACUGGGCUCCAACAAUCGCCAUGGGUCACUUAUCUGGUUCAGUAAGUCAGCCAUCAAAAACCUCCUCGCUUACAAGGCACCAUCGAACUAGUCAAAGAGCCCUAAUAAGGCGUCUUCAAUUUGAGCAAACUGGAGAGAACAAAGAAAAGCAAGCUAUAAGCACUCAACAAGUGGAAGCAACCUCGGAAAAAAUGGUGGAUAAUGGUCCUCACUUUCGUCAUCUAACUGAUCCAAGAUAUCAUCUAGAAUGUAAUUCUGGCAUAAAUAAUGAUAUGGGAGAAGGUUUAGAAGCUGAUAACCUAGAUACAGAAUCACAAGAAACACAGACCGAGUAUAUGAGCACACGAAGUAUCGAAGUGCAAACCGAUUUGCUAUCAAUCGAUAUCGAUUUGCUUCAAGAAAAAACCACACGAAACUCUACUAAUGAUCCUUUGGCGCCCGAAAAUCUAACUGAUGAUGAAAAGCUUAGAUUCUACACUGGUCUACCAAAUAUGGCUGUGUUUAUGGGAAUUCUUGAGCUAAUAAGUCCAGGUCUUGUAAUGCGAAAUUCCUUGACAAGAUUUCAACAAAUGUUAUUGACUCUAAUGCGAUUACGGUUAAACUUACCUGUUCAAGAUCUUGGCUACAGAUUUGGCAUUCAUGCAUCCACUGUAUCAAGAGUGUUUCAAAGCUGCAUAGAUGUUAUGUUUUCAAGCAUGAAAUUUCUGAUUCAUUGGCCAGAUAGAGAACAAUUAAGACUGACACUUCCAAUGUGUUUUAGAGAAAGGUGUUCUUCUUGUGCUGUCAUAAUCGAUUGCUUCGAAGUAUUUAUCGACCGCCCUUCCGAUUUUUUAGCUAGAGCCCAUACUUGGUCGUCUUAUAAACAUCAUAACACUGCAAAGUUUCUGAUAGGGAUUACACCACAAGGUACAGUAUCGUUUAUAUCAAAAGCAUGGGGUGGUAGCGUCAGACAAAUUUAUUACUGA